Molecule: messenger RNA, 1254 nt
Organism: Chiroxiphia lanceolata (lance-tailed manakin)
Lineage: Eukaryota; Metazoa; Chordata; Aves; Passeriformes; Pipridae
Product: olfactory receptor 5V1-like
Exons: 4
Coding region: 1-1254 (417 amino acids)
Biological process (GO): G protein-coupled receptor signaling pathway
Cellular component (GO): membrane
Molecular function (GO): G protein-coupled receptor activity; olfactory receptor activity
Source: RefSeq, a predicted model, not a curated record
AUGAACACCCUCGAAGAGCUGCUGUUUGGAUUGCUCUGCAGAGAGAAAAUGUCCCAAAGAAAAGAUUUGGAGAACCACACCGUUGGAUCUGGAUUCGUUCUUCUGGCAUUCUGUGACCACUCCAACCUGCAGGGCCUGUGCUUCCCAGUGUUCCUGCUCAUCUACCUGGUGGUGCUGGCAGGGAACAGCCUGCUUGCCCUCCUCACUGUGCUGGACUCCAGCCUGCACAACCCCACGUGCUUCUUCCUGAGGAACUUGUCCUUCCUGCAGGUCUGCUACACCUCUGUCACUCUGCCAAAAAUGCUGGUGUGUCUCCUGAGGGCAGAUGGCAGGAUCUUCCCUGGCUGUGCUGCCCAGCUGUAUUUCCUGGUUCUGCUGGGCAGCACCCAAAGCCUUCUCCUGGCUGCCGUGGCCUACGAACGCUGCAUGACCCUGUGCCACCCCCUGCCCUGUGCCCUGAGCACCUUCAGUGCCCCAAAAGAGUUCAGUGUCAAGAGCUCCUUCAAGCUGGAUCUGACCAAUAACACCACAACCAUCUCCUACUCAGGAUGCAUUGCACAAGUCUUUCUGCUUGUCUUCUUUCUCGGAGCAGAGUUUUCCCUCCUCACCGUCAUGUGCUACGACCGCUACGUUGCCAUCUGCAAACCCCUGCACUACGGGACCCUCCUGGGCAGCAGAGCUUGUGCCCACAUGGCAGCAGCUGCCUGGGCCGCUGCGUUUCUCACUGCUCUGCUGCACACAGCCAAUACAUUUUCCCUGCCCCUGUGCCAGGGCAAUGCCCUGGGCCAGUUCUUCUGUGAAAUCCCCCAUGUCCUCAAACUCUCCUGCUCACACUCAGGCUACCUCAGGGAAAUUGGGCUUCUUGGGGUUAGUGGUUGUUUUUAUUUUGACUGUUUCGUUUUCAUUGUUUUCUCCUAUGUGCAGAUCUUCAGGGCUGUGCUGAGGAUCCCCUCUCAGCAGGGACGGCACAAAGCCUUUUCCACGUGCCUCCCUCACCUGGCUGUGGUCUCUCUGUUUAUCAGCACCUCAUUCUUUGCCUACCUGAAGCCCCCCUCCAUCUCCUCCCCAUCUCUUGAUCUGACUGUGUCAGUUCUGUACUCGGUGGUUCCUCCAGCACUGAACCCCCUCAUCUACAGCCUGAGGAACCAGGAGCUCAAGGAUGCCCUGAGGAAACUAAUAACUGUGUUUUUCAGAAGCAACAAACUCUCCUUCUUCUGCAUGUUAUGCCUGGUCUAUGAUCUCAGGAGCUCCUGA